Pleurotus ostreatus (oyster mushroom) is the source of this 2433-nucleotide messenger RNA. It is a transcript of the gene SRC1, whose product is annotated as inner nuclear membrane protein enriched at telomere/subtelomere region. The coding region runs from base 1 to 2433 and encodes 810 amino acids. Lineage: Eukaryota; Fungi; Basidiomycota; Agaricomycetes; Agaricales; Pleurotaceae. Gene Ontology annotation, molecular function: chromatin binding. The transcript has 8 exons. Gene Ontology annotation, cellular component: nuclear inner membrane. The record is from RefSeq and is a predicted model, not a curated record.
AUGUCUCGCCUGACUGCAGCACAAAUCAUUGGGCUCGGCGAAUAUCUCAAGCCAGAGUUCGAACCCUCAACGCUGACCGUGUCGCAGCUCCUUGGCGUGCUAGGGUACCACAACAUCCCUUAUCCACAGCCUUACACGAAACCGAAGCUCAUUCAGACAUUCAACGAUGAAAUCAAAGCAAACGCAAAGAAAUUGACGAAAGAAAGGCUUAAGAAGGAGAAUAGUAUCGCGAGUGAUGAUGGUAUCACAGACGGCAUCACUGGGGAACCCGUUGGCGGGCGAAAGCCCGCACCAGCACCAAGGAGGUCGUCACGCCGUCUGUCGCGUGCGCCAGCGGAGCCAGAAGAGAUAGACCUUCCUCGACCUGAUCCACCGAAACGUCGAAGGUCUUCAGCACAGCCUAACCUUGGUGGCUCGUCACACAGAGCUGCACGCACCCCUACUGUGGAUGCCUUAGCCGAAGAAAGUGAGCCAGACGAAGACGAAGAAGUACCUGUACGCAAGGUUGUGAGGAGUAAGAAAACUGCACAAGCUGCAGGUUCACAAGCACGUCGUGUGUCUCAACCAAUGGCAGAAGAAAGCGGAUGGGAAGAUAACAAUAUUUUCCAAUCUGGAGCAGAGUCUUCCCCAGCACGUCCGUCCCCAACUAGGCCCAAAGUGCCCCGAAAGAGCGGGAUUGCGAGGAAGUCGCGUAAGUCCAUGUCAGCGCCUCCACAGAUUCAGCCAUCACCUUCGCCGACGCAUCCACGGUAUUCGAACGACUCAAAUUUACUUAUUUCUCCGCCUCAGUCGAAAUUUGAACCACAGUUGCCCCUGGACGUCUCCCGAGAGACUCGCAUCAUGGCGUCUAGGAUGUCACAGACACUUGUUUCGUCGUCAAAGAAGGCCGACGUCAUCGUUGCCCAAAAGCAGGAGCAAUCAGACGACGAGCUGGACUUCCUCAGCCCGAACCGCGUUGGUCAGGACCAGGUGGCAAAGCAAGAAUCGGGCGCUCCAUAUGAUAACGAAGAAGCCAUUGACGAGCAAGCGCCUGUCAGAGAUGGAGAUGGAGUUCUAGCGCCGUCGACUCGUGAGGUCGCAAGACGGCGGCCAGCAGUUCUAGAGCCUACGUCAAGCUCUAUCGUGUCUCGGCUUUUGGUCUACUUACUCGCUGCAGCUUGUUUCGCAUUGACUGCUAAUUACCAGUCCGAGUCUGCACCAAUUGGCUAUUGUGAGCCUGGAACACGUACCAAUUCUGCGCUGGAAGUCCACAAAGCCAAGAUAGCGGACAUGGGGUCGUGUCUGCCGAAGAACAUCUCUCUCUCCGAACUACCGGAAUUUCUGCUAGAGCACUUUGCGCGCGAUGAUCCUACCGAUUGUUCUCUGUCACCCUUAUUCGCUCUCCCACAUCCAACGACGUGUACCCCUUGCCCAGAACAUGCCUCUUGCACACAGCACAAUGUAGUGUGUGACAGUGGCUACCUCCUCAAACCCCAUCCGCUCUUGUUUUUCCUCCCUCCUGUAUCCUCGCCGUCUUCCAUCAAAAUAUCUACAUCAUCACCACCAUCAGAUGUGGCUUGGAAGAUCGUAUCUAAGCUUACCGACGGCCUUCCAUUGUUUGGUAGCGUGGGUUUGCCCCCGAGGUGUGUGGAGGAUCCUCGCCGGAGGAAAAAUAUUGGUAAACUCGGAAAUUUGACGCUACGGCGUCUAGGACAGGAGAGGGGUAGGAAGCUUUGUAUGGGGGAGAAUGGAGUCAAUGUUCCAAGUGAACAGGCAGGUGGCGAAGCUAAAAGAUGGGGUUUACUGGUUGAUGAAUUGAGAGAGGAGCUCCGAGUGAAAGUCAAGGCGACACGCUCGGAUGCGUUUGAAGAAGAAUUCAACGAAGCCAUCCAACAGUUGAUACAGUGGGGUGGCGUUAUGUUCUCGGAAGACUCUGAGGGUAAACGAUAUGUAGCCCACAAGACCCCUGAGUUGACCUGGAGCUGCGCGAUCCUUGUGAAUGUCCGAGAAUCUUGGAAAGAAUGGCGAAAUUCUAUCUUUGGUGUCUUGUUGACGAUCCUCGGUCUUUACGCCGAAAAGCUGCGCAGAGCCCAGAGGUAUCGCGAUCGCGUACGUGCUGCAGAGCUGGUGCAGGUUGCUCUGGAUACGCUCCGAAACCAAGAACUAGCUCACCACAUCGAUCCCGUUACUGCGCCACAGCCAUUCUUAUCGUCACUGCAACUCCGUGACCUGAUACUCCAGGAUGAGCAUUCCAUCGACACGCGUAAACGCAUAUGGGAUCAAGUCGAACGUGUGGUCGAGAGCAACGCAAAUGUCAGAACGAACCUAGAAGAAGUCUCCGGAGGUGAUGAAAUGCGGGUUUGGCGAUGGGUUGGCAGCACUAGCACUGGAGCAAGUCCGAUCAAAGCUGCAGUUCCACAAGAUGUCGUUGAUGGACAUGACGAUCGGGAGUAA